Molecule: messenger RNA, 840 nt
Organism: Necator americanus (New World hookworm)
Lineage: Eukaryota; Metazoa; Nematoda; Chromadorea; Rhabditida; Ancylostomatidae
Exons: 2
Coding region: 1-840 (279 amino acids)
Source: RefSeq, a predicted model, not a curated record
AUGUGGAUCUACGUCCUACUACUAACAGUUACAUCGCUCGUUUUUUGCCAAUACGAUGGUACUCUUCCGGAAACGAAUGAAGCUGGAUAUGAAGCGGCCGAAAAAGUUCAACCACGACCAUAUCCGAUUAGCGCAGUGAGCUCAAAUCAACUUUCAUACACAGCAGAGCAAAUCGCGACCAAAAAAUCACCUGCCGAACUUAUCGCACUCAUACAAAGUCUUCUUGAUAAAUUACGAGGACGUCUACAGUACGCGCCGCAAGGUAGCGAUCUGGUUGCACAGUACGAUGCCGCGCUCGCCGACUUCUCACCACCUCCACCAGGUGUACAGUCAGAUUUUAUUGGAUCAAUUGGCGGUUAUAUAUCGUUAUUUACAAAAGUGCUAGGAAUAUUCUCGAAGGUUGCCAGCUUCGUUGGCCCAUUCCUCGAUUCGCCUGGCGCCGUCGAUCAAAGUGGUAACGAUGAAAUCGUUGCAAUGAUUGCGGAUAUAAACAGCGGAAUACAAUCACAAGUGGAUGAAGCAAACGGACCGUCCGGAGCUCAAUCCGACUUCAUAUCCUCGUUUGGACAAUAUAUUAAUCUUGCUAAUCGACUCAUCGGACUAUUCAGUAAUCUCGCUGCGGCCUUAAAAAAGAUUGGAUUUCUGGACCAGCCAUCAAUGCCCCGGCCAGUCCCAGCUCCAAUUGAUGGUCCUCCACCUGUAGCAGAAGCGAAGGUAGCAUCCAAUGUAGCUGUAGGUGGAAAGGCACCGCCACAUACAUCUCCACAGAUCCACGCUCAACAAGUCAACGAUGCAGGAAAUGAUUGCGGAAAUCAAAACGAGUAUAAACACCGAGUUUAG